AUGGAGGAGGGGUGGUUAGACCCCAAUCAGGAAGCGACCCAUGAAAGCCCGUUUUCUUGUUCUGGAAAGUCGAUGGAGAAGGAUUCGUGGCACAGGGCCGGCGGCGCUUGGGGACCUCCCAAGUUCGUGGAAACUCUGGGGAACACUCGUGGCCGUCCGUCGAAAGGAGUGCAGUGUCAUACGACCAAUGAGACCAAGGCAAGUGAGCAAGUGAAACAGAACCCCAAGGAAUCCAGUCGAGAGAUUGUAGGAAAUAAACAGCUGGCGUUGUUGGCUGGCGUGCUGACUGUCUGGGCAGUGGGCACCGUCUCUGCCAUUCUGGAUAGCAGUGUUCGGUUAUUAGGUAUUGACUCUGCCUCUUUACGUUCUCAAGAGUCUCGAACUCUCAGCCCCAACUCCAAGUUGCUAAGAAACUCUCCACGUCGCCUCUGCUGUAAUGAGAAGGAGGCAAGAGCAAGCAAUGGCACUGAUAGUCUGGCAAUGAGAGUUGAACAACUGUCCUGA
Colletotrichum godetiae is the source of this 504-nucleotide messenger RNA. RefSeq lists its product as uncharacterized. Lineage: Eukaryota; Fungi; Ascomycota; Sordariomycetes; Glomerellales; Glomerellaceae. Bases 1 to 504 code for a protein of 167 amino acids. The transcript has 3 exons. The record is from RefSeq and is a predicted model, not a curated record.